CUCUCUCUCUCUCUCCACUUAAACACCACAAAAUCUAAUCUCUCUCCAAACACUUUGUACUAUUUAUCAACUCUCAAGUUUCAUUCAUACUUAUUUUUUUAGUUCAAUGGGGAGCUCUAUUGGCACCUCUUUUUCUUUGUCUAGUCUUAUGUGUUAUGAACAAACAGAAUCAACUCUCUUUGAAGAAGAUGAAGAUGAUAACACUCUCUUCAUUAACUCACUUGAUCAUAAUUAUGAUAACCCUUUUUUCCUUUUGGAAGAUGAAGAUGAAUACAUUGAGUAUUUGUUCAAACAAGAAACAGGAUUUGGUUCCAUCACUCAUUUUUUGUCCUAUGAUGAUGAUCAUGAUGAUGAUUCAAGGAAAAACAUAUUUUGGCUCAGAACUGCUCGUUUGCAUGCUAUUGAUUGGAUUUUCAAUACACAAGCAAAGUUUGGGUUCAGUGUUCAAACAGCUUAUUUAUCAAUCACUUAUUUUGAUCGGUUUCUUUCAAAACGAUCCAUUGAUGAAUCAAAACCUUGGGCUAUUCAAUUAUUAUCAGUGGCAUGUUUAUCAAUUGCAGCAAAAAUGGAAGAACAAAGGGUUCCUCCACUAUCAGAAUAUCCAAUAGAAUAUAGAUUUGAGAACAAAGUUAUUAAGAACAUGGAACUUUUGAUUUUGAGUACAUUGGAAUGGAAAAUGGGAUUACCAACCCCUUUUGCUUAUUUGCAUUAUUUCUUCACUAAGUUCUGUUCUGGAUCCAAAUCACAAACAAUUAUCUCAAAAGCCACACAACACAUUUUGGAAUUGGUCAAAGAUUUUAAUUUGAUGAAUCAACGACCAUCUAUAAUUGCUUCUGCUGCUAUAUUAGCAUCUUUUGAUUCCACAUUAACAAAAAAGGCAAUGGAUCUUCGGAUAAGUUUAGUCUCAACAUGGGGAAAUCUAGAAAGUGGACAAGUAUAUUCAUGUUACAAUAUAAUACAAGAAAACAGGAGAAACAAAGUUAAGAAGACACCUUCAUCGGAUUUAUUAUCAACACAAUCGAAUUCCAUGUGUGUUGUUGAGGACAAAUCAAAUGCUUGUUCAGGAGUUAAGAGAAAGCUAAGUUAUGAGGACAUUGAAGAAUGUCAUGGACAAAAGCUACAUCGACCUUAGUUUGUGAUAUCUAUACAAAAAAAUUAAUUUGAUUGAUGUUUAAUUAAUUACUGAUUGUAUUUUAGGAUUUUUUUUUUGGUAUUGAAAAAUUAUUAUUGUUUGUUAGUUAAUAGGACCUAAUGAGUAUCAUCCACCAUUUUUGUGGAAUGAUUUGGUAUUGAUGAUUGGGGAUUAUAUUUCUUAGUACCCAACAAAAAGAUAUUGCAAGUGACAAAAAAAAAAGGCAGAGUAAAUAAAUAAAUUAAAAAGUUAUUAGCUUUUUCUUUAGCCAUUAGUACUAAGUAACAAUUUGGUGAAUGAAAGUUCACAAGGAUUGUGGUGGUGAAGUGAAAGAUGUUACAUUACAUGAGUGAAAGCAAGAAAGCUAUGUGGAAGUGGAACACUAUUUAUUAUUACUAGUGAUAGUGUUUGCAACAUUUCUAUGCUUUUACAACUGUACUACUUUUUAUUUUAUUUUUUUAUUUCACUUAAUUAUUAUUUAAUUAUUA
This is a messenger RNA of Cicer arietinum (chickpea), 1620 nucleotides long. Its product is annotated as cyclin-D5-1-like. NCBI's taxonomy places the organism in Eukaryota, Viridiplantae, Streptophyta, Magnoliopsida, Fabales, Fabaceae. The record is from RefSeq and is a predicted model, not a curated record.